This is a messenger RNA of Symbiodinium sp. CCMP2592, 1491 nucleotides long. NCBI's taxonomy places the organism in Eukaryota, Dinophyceae, Suessiales, Symbiodiniaceae. The record is from the annotation of a GenBank genome assembly.
AUGCAGCGGUACGGGUGCCAAGACUUCGUCGAGGAGAUUGCUCAUCUCCAGAAGCUGGCCGAGAUGCUGCCAGACUCACCAGUCACCGAGAGCAUGGCCAACACCUUCAUGGCUAAGAUCCAGGGAUUCCAGUCCUGGUCCUCGGAGAGCAUCUGCCAAAUGCUUGCCAAGGCCGGCGAAGCUUCCAAACUGCCAGAGGCCAUGAAAGCAAAGAUUCUGGACACCAUCCAGAAUUUGUCCAUGAACACCGGCUCCCAGCUCAAGUUGGUGAACACUGGCCAGUCCGUCCAGCGGCUGUGUCCAUACUUGACCAGGCCAGACUGGGUCGCUUUGUCCACCCUCACGAGCCAAACGGACCAGCUGGAGCUCUUAGCCAAAAGACUCCGAGCCAUGGGACUGCAUUCUUUAAAAGAAUGCACCAAGGGCCAAGCGGUCGCCAUUGUCUUGAUGGUGCAAGCUUCGCAAGGCAAGCCAAGCCUUUCGGCCGCUGCCAUCAACUCGGCAGUCCAGGACUUCGGAAUCAUCUUCCAGUCCCUGCCAAGCAGCAAUUGCCCCGGCGCCAGCAGAUAUCCAGACCAUCCAUCAGAGAUGGGCCAGCUUUGGCUCUCCAAGGCCUAUGGUCCAGGCGACCAGCCAGAUCUGCAGGACCCAUGCCUGGCUCCAUUUUUGAAGAAAGUGCCUCUUCGAAGCACCCAUGCUUCAUUGGCCGGCGGCACCAGGUGCAGGUCCAAGCGGCCUCCAGCGACACCUCAGGGCUCCACCUUAAGCUUCGACCAGGAGCUGGAAAUGCUGAAGCUGCGGCAUGGCAUCCAAGCCCAAGCAGCCACACAAGGCACAGCCACUCUGCAGGGAAGCCAAGGGCCCACCGCCGCAGCAACAGCAGUGUUGCCUUGGCUGUCGCCGCGAAGCAUGGUCCAGUCCCACAGCCAGAGUGCUGCCAGCACAACUGCCCCUGGCCAGGUCUUUGGCCAGAGCACAGCAUCUGCCGCUGCUUUGCCACUUCCUCCGGCAAGCCCGCCUCCUGAAGCCACGACCAGAGUCGAAGCAGCUCCCACGGAGACGACUGCCAAGGAAGACAGUGCCAAGCAGGACGCCAAGACAUUGCAGGAGUACGAGCAGGAGCAGUUCCAGAAGCUGCUGGAUGCCAAGGCCGACAAGAAGAAGAAGGCCAAGGAGGACGGCCAGGCCGACCAGAAGCCCAAGAAACAGCAUAUGAAGCGGCCAGCAGCAGCCAUGUCUACCCGACAAAGCUCGGCGAACCAGGGCACCACCUGCAACGGCCAUGAGGCUGGCAAAGGUGCCACCGCCGCCAAAGGCGGCAGCACAAAGAUCCUCUACGGAUGUAUCCGCUGUCGUGGUAAUGUUAAGGGAUGCUCCAGUUGUUGGGACCCAAACUUUCGGGGCACCCGUCUCCACGGCCGCCAAGCUUGGAGGGAGUACAUCGAGGCCCACAAAGCCAACAAGGCCAUGAAGAAGGCUCCCAAGAAGUAG